ACAAGCUCAUAGACCGACUCCAGGGCGCCAUUCCAGAGAAUUCACCCCAUGUCGAUGGGAACAAUGACCGUCCUCAGUGCUUGUCAUACGUCAUAUACAGAUUAUACACACAGCAUGGGUAAUCACUUACGAAACUUCUCCCGCACAGGGUCGGCCGAGCGUUAGGGGGGGGGUUGGUUGACAAGCACGCUACAGUAUGAUGGCUAUGAUGAUGACAGGCUGCGUCAGCUGGGGGUCGGAAAUGCCACCAAAGCCGCCUCGGACUCUCUCGUACCGUACCACUGGUACCUACUGCCUGCCAGCAGCAAGAAAAAAGGGAGAGACAAAAAAAGAAAUGCAAAACUCGACACAUUCCGUGGCUCAUUACCUCACCAGCCCUCUCUCUCUCUCCCAACCUUGGUUACGCCUCCAUGUCACGGAAUCGGUGACGCUGCCAACCCUAGCCGGAUUCAAGGAAGAAGGCACUACUGGUCUCUGGUUCUCCUCCCCCUACUCUAGGGACCCGGCAUCAUUACAAGGUCACCUGGGUGUCAGCACGACGGAUGCGUCUCUUGUGAGUGCACAAUUGUGUGUACUGUAUUGUACUGCAUUGUACUGUACAUUUUGUGUUGUGCGCAUUCAACGGCGACACGUGGGGACCCGCGAUAUCAUCGCGUCCGUUCCCUGGCGGGUUCCAUUCGGGCCGCUGAGCUGAAAUCACUCACCGAAACCCUCACCCUUUCACCCUGCCAGUCGGACCAAGUCGCCUAUUCGGCACCGAGCAAAGGGGGAAAAAU
Molecule: messenger RNA, 776 nt
Organism: Colletotrichum navitas
Lineage: Eukaryota; Fungi; Ascomycota; Sordariomycetes; Glomerellales; Glomerellaceae
Exons: 1
Coding region: 197-694 (165 amino acids)
Source: RefSeq, a predicted model, not a curated record